AUGACGACGACCAAAGUCGGGCAGUUCCCGUCGUUGGAAUUGGAGCGGAGCGAGAGGGAUGUGGUUCGUGGGCGUGCAGGAAGUGUGCUUGCUCGUGGACUUGUGCUGAAAACGGACCAGCGCGUAGAUAUGCGGGAUUGGUCCAGCGAGUAUGCACUUCAACUCCAGGGUGCGCCGUACUUUCGCGCGGCGAACCUCGACGUUGGAGUGUAUGGACUUGCACAACCAAGUAUCCUUGGGCUAAAAACAGUGCUUGCGCUCUUGCAAUGUCAGCCUGUGAGCAUGUUGGCGAGCGCCAAGAGUAACGCAGUCGAACAACGAUGUAUUUGGGUGUGCACGCGCGAGGAACCAGUUAUCUACGUGGGCGACAGGCCGUUUGUAUUGCGUGAGGCGAACCGCCCCAAGUACUCUUUAGGUCUCAGCAAUCGCGCCGAAAACUUGGAGGCGAUCGAGGAGCGGCUGAAACAAGAUAUUUUGCAAGAGGCACGCAAGUUUAACGGCUUGCUUUUGGUACACGACGAAAAGCUUGAGAGUUUAGACUUGGUGCCUACAUGGGUAGCUGUAAACGAAGAGGAGGUGCGAACUGUGCGCGAAGUGUGGGAAUCGAUACAAAAGAAAGGAUGGCGCGUGGACUACCAUCGUUUGCCCAUCGCGCGCGACCAGCCGCUGGAGCACAAUUAUCUCGAUGCGUACACACAAGUGAUCAAAGGAACCGACCCUCGGCGGACUGUAUUUGUGACUAAUUGUGGUGCUGGCAUUUCCCGCACCACAUUUGCCAUGAUCGCCGCGGUGAUUGUGCGCAGGAGGCAGCUCAUGCUCUUGGCAAACGACGAUCCAUUUGAGCACGGCGACGGAGACGAGCACGAGGAAACAAAUGCAGCCCACUCGAGCCAACUGGCACACUCGCUACAACGGCUGCACAUGAAUGUUGCGAAAAACAGGUCUUUGCUCCAGCUCGUGUGUGUAAUGACGGAUGUGCUGCCACUGAAAAAUACGCAGACUGCACUGGAACAACUUAUCUCGCACCCUGUGCUGCUUGAGUCGUUGCUUCAGGCGAAUAUGGGUCACUAUGGUGUUAUACGCAGACUUUGCGGUCUGUUGGACGAAGGACUGCAGUGCAAAGCGGUCGUAGACACCGCAAAUGAUGCGUGCCAUCAAGCGAUUAAUCUGCGUGAAUCCAUUUUAGAAAACCGGAUCAAGUACUCUGCAAACCAGAAUGCACAGGACGCCGAAGGAUUUUUGAGCCGUGCGGGAAAAUCACUCGAGGUGUACUACUCACUGAUUGCUUUUGCAAGCUACGUGCGCGAAAGCCGCACCGCCGUGUUUCAGCACCGAUUCGUCGACUGGCUCAAGGACCGCGCGGAAAUCUGGCGCGGUAUCCAGCGUGUCCGCAUGUUGCACCAGCACCUGUCCAUCUUUGAGCCCGUGUCUGACGUCACAGUCGAGAGCAAUGGCGAUGCUGAACAGCUCGGUGUGCGCUCGCAUGCGCGCUUUAAUGAAGGUGCAAGUCAAGCGCCGCUCACCACUGGCGACGAGUUCACCGAAUUUGUGUUGCGUCAUCGCAGUGGCAUUGUAUUGCAUUCGGGACUGCUGCUGAAGCGCGACAUUUGGCGCGAAUUUUCUGUGCAGAAGGAUUCUGCGCAGCAAGAUGCCACGGUCAACUUUCGGCAGGUACCGGAGACGAACAUAUUUGGUACAGGGCAGCCGUCGGUACAAGGCAUUUACAAGCUGCUAAAUAUGGUCAUGAAAAGCAUGCACAUGGUCGAGACAGAGCCGUGCGCCAUCACCUGGGUCAAUUUGCGAGAAGAGCCGCUGGUGUACGUCAAUGGCCAGCCGUAUUGUUUGCGCCAGCGCGAGCUCUCGCUUCGCAAUAUCAGGGACUAUAGCGGCAUUAUACCAGAGCGCCUGGGGCAGCUCGAAGAUCGCUUGCGCCAGGAUGUGAUCCAUGAACUGAAAAACAGCGACGGAAAGUUACUGCUGCACACAGAGACAAAAGAAGGCUCUAUCGUGCCGCUUUGGGAAGAUGCAAAACCAUGCGACAUAGCCACGGUGCAAGGCGUCAUGGAUGAGGUGGCCAAAACACUCCCUGGUCACAUUGACUUGGUUUUCCGCCGCGUCCCUGUCACUGCGGAAAAGUCGCUCGAAGUGUCGGACGUGAUGGAUAUGGUUAACAUUGUCCUGUCUGCCUAUCGAGUGCACUCGCCCAUUAUUGUAAACUGCCAGCUGGGGCGCGGACGUACCACCUUGGUGUCUGUCUUUAUUAUGCUGAUUGAGCGCUGGAUACAAGUGGAACGGCCUUCUAACGAUCGAUGCCUGCUUUUGCCCAUCCCAGGGAUGACGGAAAAUGGCGAGCGCCCCGAAAAGCGACUGAGCUACCAUGUGACAAACGGUCUUUUGCGCGUGAUUCCUCGCGGCCUGGAAGUGAAACGCAUCGUGGAUGAAUGCAUCGACCACUGCAGCAGCAUUACAAACUUACGCAAAUCCAUUGAAGACGCGCGUGUUGCUGCGGUAGAGGCCAAGACGAACGAGGAGCGCAAGCAGCAUCUUGCGAGCGGUUUGCAGAGCCUGCGGCGCUAUUUCCACCUGCUACUCUUCCAGGCGUACUUGGAAACGGUCCGGUUCGACACGAUUACCACCCAUACUUUGGAGCGCUUCAUCAAGCGGCAACCUGUGCUUGCAACCAUCGCGAAAGACUUGGAUGAAGGGGACAUGAACACCAUCACUCCUUUGCGCAAAAUGGACAUUGGCGAUGGCAUGGCGCUAAGUGAUGAGGUGCGCGAAGUAGUGAGCAACCGGAGUGGGAGUGUUUUGGGCCCUUACACCAUGCUCAAGUCUGACUUUUUUAGCGGCAUCCUCAAAGCUGGUCUUCCGCUCCGCGUUGAAGGCAUGCCAAAUUUACGCGGCGUCAAUCCCUUGGUGCCGCUUGGGACAUUAUCUUGCGCACCCCCUGCAUCCGAAUUACCGACAGCGAGAAAGACAUGGGGCUGCGGAAUGCCUACCGUUGAAGGGCUUCGGCGCGGACUAAAAUGCAUGGGCGCAGAGCCAGGCGGUACACAGCAGGUGGUAUGGACCAAUUUGCGCGAAGAGCCGGUUCUUUACGUGAAUGGACGUCCGCAUGUUUUGCGGCUAGCAGACCAGCCAUUGACGAACGUAGAAGCGACGGGCGUAACGACGGAUGUGGUGGAACGCAUCGAGCAGACGCUCAAGAAGGAGCUUCUUGCCGAGGCGCAUUUGCGCAACGGCCGUGUAUUGCUGCACGACGAAGUGCAAAGCGACGGCGGUGACUUUGAAAUAUUUCCUCUUUGGGAGUCUGUGCGCGAUGAGGACGUACUUACACCGCAAGAGGUGUACCAAUUGGUAUGCAGCGAGGGCUACCGUGUCCAAUACAGCCGCGUGGCCAUCACGGAUGAGCAAGCACCUGUUCCCCAAGUCUUUUCGCAGCUGGAGGAUCGUGUGCAGCGCGCGAUUGACACGCGGUCCAUGACAGUGUUCAACUGCCAAAUGGGCCGCGGCCGUACGACCAGCGGCAUGAUUAUUGCUGCUUUGAUUGUCAGUAUCAACCGCUACGGCGCCGCGUGGCUGAGCAAAGAAAGUAGCCCGCCGCUUGCGAACAAAAAUGACGCCGUGUUCGACCAAAUGGAGGACCAAGAGGGAAUCGAUUUGCGCGAAGAUGAGCUAUUACUGCACGGAGAUUACCGAAGUAUCCUCCGGCUCGUGGGUGUAUUGAGCCACGGGAAACUGGCCAAGACUUUGGCAGACCGUGUGAUUGACCGUAUGGAAGCAGUGCAGAAUUUGAGGAACAGUGCAGAACCGCACUCAAAGCGGCAACAACAGCUGCGCACUGUGUUUCACAAUUACCUCGCUCGCUACGGCUACUUUAUUGUCUUUGCAGACUAUCUAUUUGACAGGCUUGGCCACAGCGCCGCGGCGCAGGGCGACCAAGAAGAUGCGCCUGCAACAGAGACCCAAGCUCGUGCUGUGCCUGUCGAUGUCAGCGACGACUUGGACCUGUCUUCUUCUUCCAUUACACACGCAAGCCGCACAUUCCCAACCUUUGCGUGCUGGCUACGGGAACGGCGCGAGAUUGGUGCGAUUUUCGCACAGCAGAAUCUCGAUUAG
Malassezia vespertilionis is the source of this 4119-nucleotide messenger RNA. RefSeq lists its product as uncharacterized. The record is from RefSeq and is a predicted model, not a curated record. Lineage: Eukaryota; Fungi; Basidiomycota; Malasseziomycetes; Malasseziales; Malasseziaceae. The transcript has 2 exons. The coding region runs from base 1 to 4119 and encodes 1372 amino acids.